This is a messenger RNA of Phlebotomus papatasi, 6775 nucleotides long. RefSeq lists its product as uncharacterized. The record is from RefSeq and is a predicted model, not a curated record. Gene Ontology annotation, biological process: cell-cell adhesion. NCBI's taxonomy places the organism in Eukaryota, Metazoa, Arthropoda, Insecta, Diptera, Psychodidae. Gene Ontology annotation, molecular function: cell adhesion molecule binding. Gene Ontology annotation, cellular component: cell-cell junction. The transcript is spliced from 13 exons. The coding region runs from base 921 to 3470 and encodes 849 amino acids.
AGUCCCUGAGUGCACGUCGUGGAGUCUGGACCGCGCGCGUUACGCUCUCAACUAAAUCUUAUCACCUCUUGUCAGAGUAUUUCCCCCGUACUUUUUUGAAGUCUUCUUGCAAAAUUCCGUGACCGAAAGGUAUCACAAUUCAACGUCAGUGAACUCUUUCCGGAACGCGGUAGCAUCCGCACUUUCUCUCUCUCUCUCCUGAAUCCCAGAUAAAACCAUCCUAAUCUCUAUCCAUUCGAAUCCUCCCCCGGUGAAUGUUUCCAGGAUGCUUUUUUUCGUGGACCACGGAGAGUUCAGUGCAUGAUCCAUCAAUCAUGACAUUUGAGAAAGUUUACCAAUCGCGUCAAAUUACCAUUCCGUAGUAAGUGCGUGUUUAGUGCGGAAGUACUGUGAAAUUCCUGUAUCGUGUGCAUGUUUAUAAAAUAGAAAAAAAAAAUCAGCUUGAUUUGAUUAGCAUAAGCGUAGAGUGUCUGUGCUUUGUUGUGCUCAAAAGCCUGUAAAGUUUUAAAAAAAAUAUAUAUAUAAAGUGCUAGGGGAGCAAAGGAAGCAAGACAUAAAAGCUGCCCAAGACAGUGAAAAGUCAGAAAUGGAAAAGAAAGCACCAAGAUUAACGACAACUUAAGUCAGUGUGCAGAAGAAUUUAUUCAACGUUCCCUCUUGGCACGAAGUGAAUAUUUCCUGGAUAUGGCUUCGCAAGAGAUUUAAUCACAUAAACUAAUAUUUUGACUUUUGUGGUAAAAUCUGCUCAAUUUUUGGACUCUAAAAUUCAAAGGUGGUUAUAAGGGAAUUGUAAAAAAGUUUAAAAAAUAUUUUGUGGCAUAGAGAUUGUCAGAAUUAAUAACAUUAGCCCCUAAGUGUUCAUACAUUCUUGUGAGUGUCAGUUUUUUAACAAUAAAUCUCUGUGGUUUAGUGAUGACGUCAUGAGAGCCCUCUUCAAUUGGCGCUUUUGGAUACUAUUUUACAUAUAUUUUGCCCAACAAUGCAUUCUUGGCGACAACAACGUGAACCAACAACGACAAGACAAUGGACAAAUGAUGGCCUCAGUAGCUGACACAGAAUCGAGUCGGGUCCCAUCCUCGCGGAUUGGGGCUGAUGUUCGGCUCGAAAUGGAUUUUCCUCCUAGAAAUUACUUCCAUCGUCGUGCACAUCAUCGACGGUCCAUGGCAAAACUGAGGCGCUUCGAGCGCGAAGUGGUCCUCAAUGCGACAUCAACGCCGCGUCUUCAAGUGGCAGCCCCACCUUUGGAUGCGGUCACGAGGUUGCCCAGUUCAAAGAAACCCACGAGAGUGGAUGACGGUGUCCACUCACCCUCAUCGGAUGGUGCACCUGCUCCAUCCGGUGAUAACAAACGUGAUAGUAGUGAUAAGGAAAGAAUUAGCACAAGCUCCAUUUACUCUUCCGUCUCUUCCGCCACCACAACCACCACAGCCACCAUUUCCGCAACACCGGGCGCACAUAGUCCCAACACUACCCAGGCCCACCCCCGGCCGCCCGAUGUGAACAUUGCGGCGGGUGGCGUCAUUGACGAGGGCGAGCAAAUCAUCAUAAUUGCCGGCGAUGACGGUGAAGAAGUUGUUGAUGUUGUGGCUGAUGAGAAAAUGCAUCAUCGCAAUGUUGAUGCAUUUCUUAGCGAUGAGCCCAAAGCUCUGCCUCUCAGGCCCAUCAUCAGGGGCCCAUUUGACGAUGAGCACCAAGGGGAGGUGUCCAUUGUGUACGCUGAACAACAUUCCGAAGUUAAGGUCAAUUGUGAGGUGGACAUGGACAUUGUCAGCAGCAUCUGGUCCCGCGAUGGACAGACGGUGCACACAAUGGACAGAAAUUCUCGGCCAACGAACGAUUAUCGUUUCAUAAGAGAGCCCAGAGGCGGAUUAACAAUUACUAAUGUUAUGCUAGAAGAUGAUGGCAAGUGGCAGUGUGAGGCUAAAAAUGCCAGAGGAUACUCGGAAAAUGCUCGACCAGUUAAGCUGAUCGUUUUAGACCGUCCAAAACCACCAUAUUUACUGAUUGACUCCCGACGUCUCGACGCCGGAAAUAUUUUUGUACCUGUCAAGGAGAAUUCAGAAUUGAGUUUGGCGUGCAUCAGCGAAGGCGGAAAUCCCAAGCCUGUGCUCACAUGGGAGAUCCUGCUGAGUCCUGGAGUGGAUCGUCACGCCCAGAAAGUCACUGCCGAACUGACACAGCUGCAGGAAGUCAAAAAUGACAAAGAUAGGGAACCGUACAGAAUUAACAGUGGUGCCAUAUCGGAGGCCAAAUUACCAACUGUUUAUCGGGCACAUCACAAUGCACGCAUUUUGUGCGUCAUGGAACAUCCCACCUUGAAGAUGCGACAAAACGCCUCACUCCUCCUAGAUGUACAAUAUACACCAUCAUUUGCAAUUUCCCGAACACCGGGCUUUGGGUAUCCGCUUAGGGAAGGAAUUGAAGUGUCACUGAAGUGUGACGUCGACUCCAAUCCACCGAGUACGCCCGUAUGGCAGAAGGACGACGGUGACACUCCGGUUCCACAACCUGGUGAUGGUUUCCUCAAUUUCACCUCCAUUCGACGAGAACAUUCUGGAUGGUACAAAUGCACUUCGAGACAUCUAAACUUUCAAUAUUCCAGUAUUGGAUACUAUCUCAGCGUUAGAUAUGAUUCUGUGGAUGUCACGUCGGAGCCCAUCGAGCAAGAGAUGUCGAUAGCUGCAUCCCACAAUCCCUACAAGCCCGCCCAAUUGGAAGUUCAAUUAGGCGGCGCCGUCACCCUGCAGUGCCCUCAAGGAUCUCUGGGUUGCUGGUCGCAACUGGAUCCUGUGACUGCGAGACUGAAAGGCCUAGGUGUUGGUCUCUCUACGCCAACGGGCCAGUCAAUGCUAAAGGACGUCGUGUAUCAGGACGCUGGUGUGUACAAGUGCAUUGGUCAGAGUCCUGCCACAAAAAAGAAGUUAGAGGUGCUCCAUACAGUGGCUGUUGCGGUGAAAGGUCCACCAACGGCUGUAGCUAGAAAUGCGACACCUGUCGCCUAUCCUGGUUCACCAUUGCACCUUUCGGUUGAAUUCUGCGCCAAUCCACCUGCUUUUGCCGCUAGAUGGUUGCACGGGGACCGUGUCUAUACGCCAGGCAAUCAAUAUGGAAUUGAUGUGCUUGCAUACGGCGUUAUCGACGUUGCGACGCCAUUCUGCAAGGAGGCCCGAUUGACAUACGUUCACAUGCAUGAGCGCGUCCCGAGGACUUUCUACUUCGUGGUGUCGUCACCAGGCGGCGUGGCUGAGGCGAUUUUUCACGUGAAUUUUACUCUUAGGCACAAAACAAUGUCCAAUUCGGUGGAUGAUGGUGACGAUGAGGAACUCAGCGAGCCGGAAGAAAUCCAUUUUCCCGUUUUUGGUUCCAACAGCUGUCGCCUCAUCCCAUCUGCCAUUCUUCUUCCGGUUGCCCUCCUCUUUAUCCUCAUCUCCUGUCUCUUAGCCUCUGUACAGACAUCCUCGCCAAUAUAAAUUCCUUCCCCAUUCCCCUCGCCAACCCGCCCAAAAAAAAAGAAACAGAAAGAAAUCCGACCCACGGGAGUGGGUGAUGUAAAAAGACUCCCCUUCUAUGCUAUACUCACCAUUUUCUUAGACACUUCACACAAAUAACAUAAAAUACUUGUGUAUAUUUUAUGCUGUGGCAUAAGCUUAACGAGAGAAAACACAAAAAAGGUUCGUUGAAUAAGAAAAAAUAGAAAAUUUACCCUGUCUACUUUAAAGGCCAAGAAAAACGUAUGUAUUAUGCAUUGUCUCUUACUAUACCUAUCCCUGUAUUUAUAUCAUAUGUAUUAACUAUUUACUCUAAUCUAUACAUGACGAAAAAUCGCGAAAUACGGAAAACUUUUCAUAUACCAGUGGUUCUCAAUCGAAUGCCCAUCGUGAUACUUUUAUUCUUUAUAGUAUGAAAUAAAGUAAGUUUAGUUACAUGCGACUAAUAAUAAUGAGAUUGAUUCUUUCAUGUGGAAAAUAGGUUAUUCCAAAAUUUGAGGUUAUGUUUCCAAUCUAACAUCGAAAAACAGAAGCAAUUUAAUUAACCAGUUCUUGGUUUAGGCUAAAAUUGAAUGAAUUCAAAAUUUAAAGUACUGUCAGAUCAGUUUUGAAUAAUGAAUAAGUAAUGAUUUUAAAUUAUUUUUCUUUUAUGGUAGAAAAACAGAAAGUGUACAUAACCUAAAAUUGAACGAAAAAAACACAGACAUUUUCUAACUUCUUUUGUUUUAUUCUUUGUUUUAAAGAACAAAACAGGAAAAGAGAAUCACAAUUUAUGUAAGAUAAGAUUAGUCCUUUGAAAAUUUAAUAACACGGAUUAUGACCUAGUUUCGAAUUUAUUCUUGCAUUUGACGAUCAUGGUGUUCACUUGCUCUGGGUUAUGUUAAGUGGUUAUGUUUUUUUUUUUAAUUUAUAGAAAUGCAAAAUGAUAAACAAGAAUAGCGAGAGCGAAAUAUCUGUCACAAAUUGGUUUAGGUUAGUCAUAUGCAGAAAAGAAUUUUGUAGGAAUUUUCGGUCUACUGGAUCGUAGCAGAUAGUGGACGGAAAAAUAGACUUUCUUUGAUUUUUUCUCUUUACUUCUUUACGAUGUUUCGAGUAUGAAUGUCCUCUUCAUCAGGCUUCGAAUUAGAAGAAAAAUCACGUACAGGUGGGAAAAUCUGCAGCUGCACUGCUCUUGGACAUUUUUACAAUUGUUCACUCUGAAGUCCGAGUGCAGUGCAGCAGCAGAUUUUCCAAUUUGUACGUGAUUUUACUUCCACAUUCGAAACCUAAUUAAGAAGACUUCAUCCUCGAAACGUCGGCGUCGUGACGAAUUGAAUAGAAAAAAUCAAGAAAAGUCUAUUUUUCCAUCCACUAUCUGAAUUUUGUAGUGUACAUUCGGUUAAUCGUUCUAACCUUAAAUUAUUCGAAACAAUUCAUCAUCUAAGAAUAGAAUAUUUGUAAUGCGCUAUCAAAGCUCAGCGCAUACACGCGUUGUGCUUUGGCGCAUUCAAAAAAGUCCGAGCGUUAGAUUGAGAACCACUGGAAUCUCCUAGUAUUAUUAUUCCUCGACAAAAGAUAGCUAUGAAAUAUUUAUUGGAUAUCAAAAAAAUUGAACAAAUUCAAAAUGAAUUGUUUUUCACAUCUUUCACAACUCUCACAAGGAGCAAUAUCGCAGAGGAAAUGCCAUGAAUUUACAUGCUUUUGCUCAAUUUCAAAACAUUCAUCUAAACAAAAGGAAUUUAACAUACGAAUAUUUCUUUCACAUUUUUUCCCCAAAAAUGCUUUUGAGUUUGGCAUCGGAAAAAUUCACACUGAAACAGCAUAAAAGGGAUAUUUGCUGUGGCACAUUUCGACUGUGCACUAAGCUUUUAGUGCAAAAAAAAAAUGUUAAGUCGGUGAGAUGAAUAUCAGCUUUAUUUUAAUGCUAUUUCUGAGAAUACUACUUUUUCCUGAAAUUCAUGUCACUAACUUGUGCCACUGCAAAUGUAGAAAAAAAAUCAUGCUAAAUGCAAAAAAGCAAAUUCACCGAUAAAUGUAAAUUUUCUCUUUUGUUGUUGCCAAGUCUGAAUGCAUUUUGCGAAAUUAUUUUUAUUUCGUGCUGAAAAAUUAGAUUUCCAAUUUUCAAGCACGAAAAAAAACGUGAAAUAUUGUGAAUAUUAAUUGAAAAUUGUAAUAAGAAAUUAAUGAAAUGAAGAUAGUUGUAUAAGGAAAAGUAACAUUUAAAAUGUGACGUAUAAUUUUUUAGCAGUUUUAUAAGAAAUUGUAUAUGACAUUGAAAAUAUUUAACAAUUAUGUAAAUGUAUAAAAACGACUUUAGAUGCCAAACAAUAAGAAAAACACUGAGAAUAAAAAAAAUAUAUUAGAUUGUGUAUUAUAAGACGAGAUAAAUAAUAAAAUUGAAAUCGUUAACAUUUCUUCAGACAUCUCCCUUAAUUUCAAACUUAUAACUAUCAAGAAAAAAAUAGAAAAAUCGGAAAUGUAAUGCACUGCGCACAAAUAUUUUAUUUCAGAAAAAUUAAAAAGAGAAAAAUGCAUACACCGAAAUAUUUGGUGAAUGAUUAAGGCUCAACGCACAAGAACUUUUGUUAUGUAAAUAUGUUUUUUGACAUUUAAGUGAGAGUGAGUGAGAUCUAGAUCUAUAGUCGUCUCGCUCAUUCUCAUGGGUAAUUUUGAAAACAUGUUUAAAAACAAAAGUUAUUGCGCGUUGGUCAUAAGAAUCUAAUCAUACUUCUGAUCAUUGCAUAAAAAUAAAUUUAACAAGAAAAUAUUUAGAAUCACAAUAACUAUCAGACCCUUGCUGUUACCGUUAAAGCCAUACCGCUUUUCCACAUUUAAGCACAAUCCGGCGUGCACCAAAUUCUAACUGAUUUCAAUUCAGAUGUAAGCAUAGGUAUGUAUUUUCAGCUGUAUUCAGCUAACCUGAAAACGAAACUCGAGAAGCAGAGCCAUUUCUAUAUAUUUGGUCAGCACUUUUUGUUCGAGAGCUGCUGACCGGUCAGCAUAUUUUUGCUGGUUGAUUCAGCAAAAAUAUGCUGAAAAUGCCGCCUUUUUCAGGUAACUGUGUUCGAUGGGUACGUACAAUUAAUUCAAUAAAGCAGAAGAAAUGAGAUGAAAGCGUGAUAAACAUUGGAAAAGGAGUGCGUCUUUGGUAAACCAUACGAUUUUCACGCAGAGAACAUUUUUUCAGCGUCAUAGUUUUUUCCUCCCAAGCUUUAGUAUUUCUCUCACAAUUUUCUAACAAAAUCAAGAAUAUUAUGCUUUUUGGUAACACAUUACAUUACGUACAAUUUAUAAAAAAAAAAAUGAAA